Messenger RNA from Aspergillus nomiae NRRL 13137, 1254 nucleotides. Its product is annotated as M20 family metallopeptidase. The transcript has 4 exons. Bases 1 to 1254 code for a protein of 417 amino acids. Gene Ontology annotation, molecular function: dipeptidase activity. The record is from RefSeq and is a predicted model, not a curated record. NCBI's taxonomy places the organism in Eukaryota, Fungi, Ascomycota, Eurotiomycetes, Eurotiales, Aspergillaceae.
AUGCACGUUCAAGAGUAUCAGUAUCGCUUGAUUGAUGGCGUUCAGGCAGCGCUUGAGAAAUAUGAUGCUGAGUUGAAGAGUAUCAAUCAUCAAAUCUGGUCAAACCCCGAACUAGGCUAUGAAGAAUACAAAGCCCACGACCACAUCUGCGCACUAUUCGAAAACCUCAAAUCAGAAGGCUACCAAGUCCGUCGCAGCGCCUAUGGACUCGAAACCGCCCUGGAGAUAGAAUACACCCACGGCAGCGGCGGCCGCGUCGUCGCGUUCAACGCCGAAUAUGACGCCCUCCCGGGGAUCGGACACGCGUGUGGCCACAACCUCAUCGCGACCAGCUCGAUCGCCGCGUUCAUCGCGACCUGCGAGGCCCUGAAGGCGCAGUACCCCGAUGGGCCGGGGUACACGGUGCGGCUGCUGGGCACGCCGGCGGAGGAAUCCGGCGGGGGGAAGGUGAAAAUGCUAGAGAAUGGGGCGUACGAGGACGUGGACGCUUGUCUGAUGGUGCAUCCCAUGCCGAUGGCCCCGGAUGACCCGGAGCUGUUGAGCGUGGCGACGGUGCUGCCGGGUGGGUUUCUGGCUAACGACAAGGUCACGGUGACCUUUACUGGCAAGCCGGCGCAUGCGGCUGCUGCGCCGUGGGAGGGCGUGAAUGCGCUGGAUGCGGUGGUGGCGGCGUACGUCAAUAUCUCUCUGCUGCGACAGCAGAUCCUACCGACGCAGAGGAUCCAUGGGGUCAUUGCGCACGGCGGAGAACGCCCGAAUGUGAUUCCCAUGUCGGCGUCCGUGGACUAUUAUAUCCGGUCACCCAGUCUCAAGACCCUGAAGCCGUUGACCGAAAAGGUGGUCAAGUGCUUCGAGGCUGCGGCGACUGCCACCGGAUGCAAGGUGGAGUUUGAUUGGGGCAUCUCGUACGCGGAUCUGAAGACCAAUACGCCUAUCUGUGAGAAUUACGUUACUGCCAUGCGCGCAAUGGGGCACCAUACAGUUUUUGAUAACUCAGGGAAGAAGGGAGUCUUGGCUGGGGCGUCGACAGAUAUGGGGAAUGUUACCUAUGCCGUGCCCGGCUUUCAUGGAAUGUUCACCAUCCCCGCCGAGGGAGUGAAUCAUACACCGCAGUUUACGAAUGGUGCUGGAUCGCCGGAGGGGUAUAAGCGUAGUCUUGCCUGUGCCGCUGGUAUGGCUGUUGUUGCAUGCCAGAUCUUGGUGGAUGAUCAAGUUGCGGAGCAAGUGAGGAAGGACUUUGAGAAAGAUGAAUAA